Symbiodinium sp. CCMP2456 is the source of this 4617-nucleotide messenger RNA. The record is from the annotation of a GenBank genome assembly. NCBI's taxonomy places the organism in Eukaryota, Dinophyceae, Suessiales, Symbiodiniaceae.
AUGGUUCCUGUGAUCAUAGGGCUGGCAGCCGUGUCCGGAUGCUUCUUCUUGGCCGGAUGCUUUUUCUCGGCUAAGAUUGCUGCUGGUUUCCUGGCACCGCAGACUCUAGUCGAUCCACUGAUGUACUUGGAGGAGGCUUCUAGCGCUGGGGCUCGACUGCCGCCGAGCCGCUGCUCGCUGUGCUUGUGCCCUCCUUGCGCCAUCUCGGGCUAUGAGACGGGAGACCUGCUUCUGGGGACCUGCAGAAGAGAGGCCCUUUUCAGCUGGAUCCCCAUCUUGGGUUCUCUUUAUGCUCUGUAUGCGUGGCGGCCCCGAGACGAGAAUAUCCAGGGCCUGGGGUCCCAGCGCACAGUGCGCUGGCCCCUCGCCACCUCUUCUUUGGUGGGCAGUGCAUGUACCAUUUCUUUCUGGGAGUCUGGAGACAUGAUAACAGGUCUUUGCAGUGGGGAUGCCCGGAGGGCCCUUUGCUGCAUGUUCUUCCUCUGCCCCAUGGCCUGGCCUUGCCACGCGCGCUGGGCCUGGGCACCCCGAGUCAAGAACUUCCGACGAACUUCCGGCACAAUGCAAGACGAUCUUGUGUCUGGAAAUUUCCUCGUUUUCCAGGACCAGCAUGUGGGGGCUAAUGCGAGCUUCCAGCAGCCGGAGCUGUACGCACGUGAUCUUGGCGUCUGUGAAACACUUGAGGAUUGUGUGGCUGCUAUGACUUGUGAAGUAGACGUGGCGGUAUGGAAUCCCGACACGAAAUCACUCAGGGCCCUGGCAGUGCCGCGAAAAGCCAUGUUUUCGGUUCCCUACCACACAGCCGUUGGCUUGACAACUCUGCAACAGAAUUGGAUUCCCCUUCACGCACGACACUUGGACCUGUCCUACGGCCCCAGAGUACACUACCUUGGAGGCAUUGGGACGGCUUGGACGACCCCGGAGUGCUUAGAGCUCUUGCUGAAGCAUCCGAAGGCGAACUACGCCGUGUGGCUGCGGGACCAGGACCAUGUGCUGCACAUCUUCGAUAUCACCCCGAAAGUGAAUGUGCAGGCGCUGCGAUACUACAAGCAGCCCGGAGUCCUCAGCUUCAGGCAUCGCUUUGGGGCUGGGAGCCAUCUGGCUGCAGAGUCUGGCACUGGGCCUCGCCUCGCGGACGCAGAGCAGGAGGUCUUCACCUACUUUGAGGACACCAACGCUUGCUGGCUUCAUGGCAGCAGUGCAGUGGCGAGGCCGAUGAGCAACGCUUUCAGCGCUGAGCGAUGGUGCGAUUUGAGCAAAGUCUCAAAGAACUCCCAGGACUUCCGGAGCAUCCUCACACUGGCUCAGAAAGCCGCCCUCAAAGCUGAGAAGGAGGGCCUGGGCCUAGCCGAACAGCUUUUCGCAGCCACGGCGGCCACCAAAACGGCCAUGGAAGGAGAUCUUAAAGGCGCCGAGCCCGAGAUCGUGCCCCUCGUGUCUGGCCAGGUGGCUGCGGAGUACACUUCGCGGCUUGGGAAAGGAAUCCGAGAUGCCGUGAUGGAAGCCGCGACUGCCACACUGCACGCGGCGGAAGAUAUGGGGCUGGAUGCGAAGGAGCAGAAGAACUUGGCAGCAAAAGCUGCUGCCAUAGCAGCCAGCAGCGGCACGCAGGACCUGCACCUGCCGGUAGAGAAAUGCGCUCAGCAAGCUGCCUGGGCUGCGCAGCAGGCUGUGGCAAAGCUUGGUUUCGACGUGGACAGGCAAGCAGUAGCGGCUGUCUCCGCUGCCUCUUCCUUCAUGGUCUCCGCACUGCGGCGGAAAGGCAAAGCUCCGGUGGAGCAGGCCGUUGAAGCCGCCGCGUCAGCAAAGGAAGCUGCAGCGGGCGCCGCCCAGAACAUAACACGACAAAUCCGCAUCGCAAUCGAUGUGGCUACGGCUGUGGCAGCAGAUGGGAUGAGACAACUAGGCCGCUCCUCGGAUCAGCAAGCAGAGGCGGCUGCAGAUGCCGUCCGUCAGGUGGCUGAGAUCGUUGGUCUGAGCCCGGCAGAGCAACAGCUGGAAGCCGAGAAAGCCGCGGCGCAGGUGAAAAGUCUUAUCGGCAACACCGGCAAGCGCGCCGAGGUGGCUGUCCACCCGUGGCAGGCGCUGGGCAGCUCGCCCACUCGAGAGCCGUCAUUGCUGCCGAACCAAGCGCAGAUAUUGGGGGCGGGGCCCGCGACGGAGAAGUCGUUCAUGCCCGAAUGUGCGCAAGCCGGCAUUGCCUACGAUGACAUCGACCACCCGACACUGAAUGGAGGAGUCGUGGACAACGCGGAGCACUGCCAAGUCUCCUGCAGCCUGAACUGGUUCUGUGAAAGCUUCACUUUUUUCCUGAACACGAAGCAGUGCUGGUUGCUUGGAAUCAAAGGCACGCCCAGACCUGAUCUAGAUGCUAUCAGUGGCCCUCAGGUUUGCGGCACGCGCAUGGAGGCAGCUGCGAAGGCCAUCACGAAAAGUGCUCUCGAUGCAGCGGAGAAGUCUUUUGCAUCAGGAGGUGGUGUCGAUCCCAAAAUCGCCUUGAAUCGGGCGGCGACCGCGGCCAGGGACACUGCGAGUUCUUCAGAGCUCCCAGAAGAUCGGCGCUGGGAGGAGGUCGCCCAUGCUGUCGGUGCCGCCGCUGCCUGGAUCGAUGAGCACAAUGGGGCGAGCGUUGACAAGCAGGUUUCGGCAGCUGCCAAAGCGGCGAAGUCUGUGGCAGAAAGCCAUGGUAUGACGCUGGAGAUGCAGCUGCAGCUGGCUGUGGAAGCGGCUUCGGCAGCCGCUGCCCUCUCUGCAGGCGAUGAUGAGGAGGCGCGGACGGAGGCAGUCAUCAAGGCCGCCAAAGACACUGCAGCGGCAAUGGGAGUGAGUGCAGAGGAGCAGACGGACCUGGCUGUGGAGGCUGCAGCCCGGAUCGCCGGGCUCGCAGCCAAGGAGGCAGGCAAAAUACGGAAGGAGCAGCUUGAAGCCGUGGCGGCUGCAGCCGACGCAGCUGCGCAAAGCCUGGGCCUACCGACGCCUCGGGCGAAGGAGGUCGCAGCAACCGCCACGAGUUCGGCAUACAUAGCGUCGAAGGACAUCAGCGCCCUCGACCCGAUACAGCUGGCCAUCAAGACCCUGGGAUUCGACCCAGAGACGGUUCCGAAGUGCUCCAUAGUGAACACUGCCUUCAACGACGAGACUCAUCCUGUCAAUGGCGGAUACGUGGCAUCUGCAAAUCAGUGCCAAGAGACCUGCCAGACCCUUUGGUACUGCGAGACAUUUACCUACAAUGUCACCUCGAAGGCGUGUUUCUUGCUGGGAGACAGCGCCACCGCUUCACCUUCGCAGCACGUGGUGAGUGGUCCAGUGAAGUGCGGCCAGCGGCUGCUGCUGAAAUUCGUGAGCAUUCACGAUGCCAUGCGAAGCAUGUCCAACUCGGCGCUUCAGGCUGCUCAAGAAGCUCGCCUGGCUGGAAAAGGCCUGACGGAACAACUCCACGCUGCCAAAACGACUGUGGAGAGCUUCACCGCUGAAGCAGAUUUCGCUCGGAGUGAUCAAGUGCAGAUGGCUUCGGUCGCCGUGGCUGAGUGCGCAGCCCGUGUGGCGAGGGAGGCUGGUCUCGACACUGAGCGACAGCUUCAUGCGGCAUCGCAUGCAGCACGGAAGGCUGCCCGGCAGGCUGGAAUGACCGAUCAGGAGCAGUGGCAGCAAGUGACGACAGCUGCCGCCGCCACGGCUCUGUUCCUGGCAGAUACUCCGAUGACGAGGGAUCAGCGCAGCCGCGAAGCUCGGCUUGCUGCUCAAAAGGUCUCACUGGUCUCGCCCUUCGCACCUGAAGUCCAGGUCGCGCAGUCUGCCAAGGCGGUCCAGAUCGCGAUGGCUUUCACGGGGUCGCAGACAUCCGACUUGCCAGUUCUUGCUUCCCAAGCUGCGCGGCUUUCCGCCGCUGCCAUUCAUCUACCCGAGGCCUCUCAGACGGCUUUGGCGGAUCAGGCAAAGCAGCAAGCUCUGGACAUCCAAAAGCACUUCGAAGCGAUGGUGGAUUCGAGCGUUACGGUGAAGAAGGAUGUGCUCCCAGGCCUUGGCGGCAUUGCAAAGGCACAGGGCGACGUUUCCUUGGGGUCGAUGCCCUCCCGGUUCGAUGUUCACAUCGCAGAGAAGGUCCAGGAUGCCUCUGAAUUUGGUGAGCUUCACGACGUCAUUAGCCACGCCAUUGACGGCACGACAGCAGCUCAUCUUUCUGCGGCCACUGCAGCAAAGGUGGACAUUGCAGCCAAGGACGAGCCAUUGGGCAGUCAAUCUGGCAUGCUUCGAGAGACAGGAGGCCCGUCGACGGAGCAGAAGCGAAGCUUUAUGUGGUGCACUGCCCUCGUCGUGGUGGGGGUGCUCGUGUUUGCUGGCGUAGUGUUCAUGGUCAUGGAGGCAGGAAAAGGCAAGAAGAGAAGCCGGAAACGACUGAGGAAGACCAGGUCUGGCACUCCUACGCCUAUGGCGGGUUUUGAGGGUUCAGACUCGGACUUACUUCUUUACGCCGAUGAAGCACCACACCCUGGCGAACCUGCUGGAGGCCCCAGGGAGCUGAGCGCGCCGCCGCAGAGGGCGUCCCAGGCUGCCGUGCCGCUGCCUGUCUGGGGCAGCCAGGACUGGGCUCUGGUUCAGAUACGUUAUCAUAGUUAA